Erpetoichthys calabaricus (reedfish) is the source of this 3734-nucleotide messenger RNA. Its product is annotated as uridine-cytidine kinase-like 1. The record is from RefSeq and is a predicted model, not a curated record. Gene Ontology annotation, cellular component: cytoplasm. The transcript has 15 exons. Lineage: Eukaryota; Metazoa; Chordata; Cladistia; Polypteriformes; Polypteridae. Bases 68 to 1693 code for a protein of 541 amino acids. Gene Ontology annotation, molecular function: kinase activity; ATP binding.
AGUAUGCUCAACGCUGAAAAUAUUCUUCCUUUCUUUCCACCAUAACCAUCUCUUCGGGACCUAAACUAUGGCAUCAGAAAUUAUGGAUGCAGAGGUGCAAAACAAUAAAGGAGAAGGAGAUGAAGAUAGAUCGUUUUCGAGGUCUGACAGUGGUAGUGGAGAAGAUUCUUUAGAUAAUCUUUUCCCUAGAUGUAACCUGACACCCUCUCUUUCUCCACGGAAGAGAACAACCAGCCAAAGUAAAACAGAACCACCACUAUUGAGAACCAGUAAGAGAACAAUCUACACAGCUGGAAGACCACCCUGGUAUAAUGUGACAGGAACAACAUUUAAAGAAGCUUUUGUAAUAGGCCUUUGUGGUGGCAGUGCUUCUGGAAAAACUACAGUGGCAAACAAGAUUAUUGAAGCAUUGGAUGUGCCCUGGGUAGUUCUUCUAUCCAUGGAUUCAUUUUACAAGGUACUCAGUAAAGAGGAACAGGAGCUGGCUGCCAAGAAUGAGUAUAACUUUGACCAUCCUGAUGCGUUUGAUUUUGAAUUGCUGAUCACUGUUCUGCGGAAGCUAAAGAAAGGAAAGAGUGUGAAAGUUCCUGUCUAUGAUUUUACGUUACAUAGUCGACGAAAGGAGUGGAAAACUGUCUAUGGAGCUAAUGUGGUGAUAUUUGAAGGUAUCUUGGCUUUUGCCAACAAGGAGUUGUUGAAGCUCCUGGAUAUGAAGGUUUUUGUGGACACUGAUUCUGACAUUCGUUUGGUUCGCCGUUUGAAGAGGGACAUUACAGAAAGAGGACGUGAUAUUUCAGGAGUUAUAAAACAGUAUAACAAGUUUGUGAAGCCUGCUUUUGAACAAUAUAUUGAGCCUACAGUGCAGGUGGCAGACAUUGUUGUACCAAGGGGUGGAGAAAAUUUUGUUGCAUUGGAUCUUAUUGUACAGCAUGUCCAUAGUCAACUGGAAAAGAGGAAACUACGCUGGGAUAUAUCAGCCCUGGCUUCUGCCCAUCAAGGACAGCCCCUGCCAACAAUGCUUAGUGUGAUGGAGAGCACACCACAGGUGCGGGGUAUGCACACCAUAAUCAGGAAUAAGGACACAAAUCGGGAUGAAUUUAUUUUCUACUCUAAAAGAUUAAUGAGGCUUUUGAUUGAGCAUGCACUCUCCUUUUUACCACUCAAGGCUGUCACUGUGGAGACACCACAGGGGUCAAUAUAUGAAGGAAAAAGGUUCAGUGGUAAGAGGAUAACUGGUGUUUCCAUUCUUCGAGCUGGAGAAACCAUGGAGCAGGCUCUUAUGGCUGUUUGCAAGGAUAUUCGGCUGGGGAAGAUUCUAAUCCAAACAAAUCAUGACACUGGGGAGCCGGAGUUGCAUUAUCUAAGGUUACCAAAAGAUAUAAGUGAGGAUUAUGUGAUUUUAAUGGAUAGCACUGUCUCUACGGGAGCAGCAGCACUGAUGGCCAUCAGAGUUUUGCUGGAUCAUGAUGUUCAAGAGGAUAAAAUCUUUCUACUUUCCCUGCUUAUGGCUGAGAUGGGAGUACAUUCUGUAGCCUAUGCGUUUCCCAAAGUUCGAAUAAUCACCACUGCUGUGGAUAAGAAAGUUAAUGAUGAAUUUCACAUAAUUCCUGGAAUAGGUAAUUUUGGGGACAGAUAUUUUGGCACAGAUGCACCAUCAGACUGGUAUGAGAGUGAUGAGAGUAUGGACUACUAACAAAGAAUAUCCAGGAAAUCAGAGGUGACAUUGUGGAUCUGCUGAGUGCUCCAAACCAGUGGUUCUUGCUCCUCUAUACUUGUUUAUCACAGGUGCUUGUUCUUUGUGAAUUCACUGGACCAUAUUUCAACUUCAUUUCCUUUCUUUCACAAAAAACUAUAGUAUGCCUAUGAUAUAUGUAGAAACCAAAUAUAUCACAGCUUAUUUAAGAUAUUUAUGUAUAAUCAAAGAUAUAUACAUACAUAAUUUAUUCUAAUGGCACUGUCAGACUGUUGAAAAUUGUUUUCAGUCUGUGUGGAGUUUGCACGUUCUCUUCAUGUCUGUCUGGGGUGUUCUACAGGUAAUCUGCUUUACCUCCCACAUACCUACAGAGGUUAAAUGCUCUUUCUAAAUUGGGGAGUGGACCUUGCCAUGGACUCUUUCCUGCAUUUCACCCAAUAGUCCUGGCUUAGGUUCUGCCCCCACAACCCUGAAUGGAAUUAAGCAGGCUUGACAAUUUUAUAUUGCUAUAUGUAAUAUUAUAAGAAAAAAAAUCUACCUUGAGCUUUACUUAAGUGUUUCAAUUUUUCAGACUUGGACUGAAUUUAAUUUUCAUCCUCUAGACUUUCUAAAAAAAAAAAAAAAGCCAUAUUAUUCAUUUAAAGAUGUUGCCAUUAUUUUUUUUUCUGUACUAAAGCACUUAUUCUUUGCAUAAAACAAUUUACUGUUAAAAAAAUUAUUUAAAAUGUAAUCUUUACAGUAUAACUGCAGUUGAUAUAGUGUUCAUAAUUAAUUUAGCUUUCUUAAUGUAACUUUCCCAGAUGUACUUGAAUACAACAGAAAAGCUUUUAUUUGAUUCUAAAAGCAUUUUUCUAAAACGAUAAAUAGAAAAAUUGAAAUCUAAAAUGAAACCUUUAGAAUUUCCAGAUAUUUAAAAGUCAUAAUCUAUUUUUAUUUACAGUUGGUAUUAUAAGAAGAUAGGAAAUGUGUGCCUGACUUAGCAAGUGUAACCUUUUAAAAUUUGAAGUGCUCUAACAAAGGGAAAAAUACAUUCAUUUAAACCAAACAUUCUGUAAGUGAUAUAACCACAGGAAAAUGGAAAGGUUUUAAAAAGCAAAAUGCAAAUGUAUUUCUGAACAUAUGCACGUUUAAAGUACAAAAUAAUAUAGAAAGAAUUGAUCGGAUCUCUACAUGAUAUUCAUUAUUACUAGAGCACGAGUCUGAAGAUAAAUUUUAGCAAACUCUCAACACCUCCAGCUUUGUUCUUCGGCUCUCUGGAGGCCUUGAUUUAGAAUAAGGAACUGCUUAUGUUAGAGAUUUUGGUUUUCACUUAAAACUGUUUGUUUCUGUUUCUUUGUUAAAAUGCUCUUUCCAGUUUUGACAGGUGCUCAUUAAGUAGUGAAACCUGAGCGAGUUCUGUAUUCAUUUGAUAUGCGCUACACUAUUAGAACUUGAUUAUAUAUAAAUAGUUUACUUCAAAAGAUCACUGACUUGAUGGACUUUUAUUCAUUUGCCGUUGAGUAAAUGGCUUAUUUUUUAGCAUAGUGAAUCACUAAAACAUGUUUUUUAAAGAAAAAUAAUACAGCUGUAUUUAUCUUCAAAACAUCAAGAAUUAUUUAUUAAUCAUAGGGAUUUUUAUUUUUUUCUUUACACCAUUGUUUAAAGUUAAAAUUUACCAAGGCUUCGUAUAUUUGUUACUAUUAAUAUAAAACCUACAUGUAUGUAUUUUUUUUUUUACAUUUUAUGUAUUUUUUGUUUUAUUCAGUCUUAUUUCUGUUGAUUUUACCAUGUUUUAGUGUGUUAUAAAAGAUUUUUUUUUAAUUAUUCCUGUCUACAAGAUAUGUUGGAAGAUCCAAGACACCACUCCAAAUCGUGCCAAAUGUUUUGAGGCCUUUUUGAAAAGUGUGAUGCCUUUGACCAAAUUACGUCAUGAUACUUGAAUGCUGAAAGAUCUUGAAGUUCUAUCAUUCCUACUUGGCUAUUGUAAAACCUUUUGUUGGUAGGAUUUAGGAUGGAUUUUUAUUUGUUAAUAUACAAAAAUAAUAAAAUGCUUUGCAUUUGC